AUUCCUACCUUGAACAGUUGAGAAACGAUGUCCCAUUUUUUAAGACCAUUACGACGUUUUGUGCACCUUAGGUUUUAUUCAACUAGUUGGUUAAAGUGUAUGAAAACCAAGAAAAAUAUUCUUUUCAAUAAAAAAGCACCACAUGUGUUUGAUAACAGACGAAUAUUUCACUUACAAUCAGCUGAUAAAUAAAAAUGGAGAAGAGAAAAAAAUACGAGGCAAAAUCGGCGAUAAUGUUUUAUAUUUAGCUCACAGACACGAUAUACCUUUAGAAGGCGCUUGUGAAGCAUCAUUAGCCUGUUCUACUUGCCAUGUUUAUGUUGAUUUUGACUAUUUAGAUCUUUUACCAGAACCUGAUGAAAGGGAGGAGGAUAUGCUUGAUAUGGCUCCAUCUCUUAAAGAAAACUCUAGAUUAGGUUGUCAAAUUAUUCUAACAAAGGAAAUGGAAGGAAUGAAGCUUACGCUUCCACCAAUUACGAGAAACUUUUAUGUUGAUGGUCAUGUACCUCAACCCCAUUGA
This is a messenger RNA of Dimorphilus gyrociliatus, 520 nucleotides long. The record is from the annotation of a GenBank genome assembly. Lineage: Eukaryota; Metazoa; Annelida; Polychaeta; Dinophilidae.